Odontomachus brunneus is the source of this 4776-nucleotide messenger RNA. RefSeq names its product protein shuttle craft (gene stc). Gene Ontology annotation, cellular component: nucleus. The record is from RefSeq and is a predicted model, not a curated record. Lineage: Eukaryota; Metazoa; Arthropoda; Insecta; Hymenoptera; Formicidae. Gene Ontology annotation, biological process: negative regulation of transcription by RNA polymerase II. The transcript has 9 exons. Bases 426 to 4151 code for a protein of 1241 amino acids. Gene Ontology annotation, molecular function: zinc ion binding; RNA polymerase II transcription regulatory region sequence-specific DNA binding; DNA-binding transcription factor activity, RNA polymerase II-specific.
GCAGGCGUAACCCUUUCUCUCCUCUCCGCUCUGCGCGAGGCACGACCCGUACCGUACAUUCCUCGAAUUCUCCUUAUUGUUCGUUUAAAUUGCAAAGAGUCGGCGAACGUGCUACGUAAACACAGUACGUAGGUACUGUACGUAUCUCUCCUGAGAGAUCCUUUACAGGUUAGAAUCAGUCAGCUAGGGAAUCAAUCGAUCACGCGCACGGUCGGCUGUGACCAUAUUGCAAUUCAAAUCUGCAAUCUGCGCCGACUGAGACGCGGCGCUAUUCUCUCUUCCGCACAAGUCCGAUAUCUUCGCAGAUAAGAGCUCUGAGGCAUUUAUCUCGUUUCGGGGUGAUUUCGUCAGAGUUCAGUGAAUCAGCUCCGGAUUAGCCGCGCACGAUUUCGCAUUACUGUGCAAUCGUGUCUGUGCGUGUCGCAAUGGCCACUUGGGACGGUUCGUACCCAGCGGAGGAGGAAUCCAACUAUUUCGUUUAUUCCGGCCAGAACGCGCCCGGCACCGCCGUAGAGUCUUGGCCGUAUUUCACCGGCAACUCGACCGGGAACCCCGCGUACCUGCCCGACAUUGCCUCAGGGAACUAUUUUCCCCCUGCGAGUGGCGGUCAGCAUAUGUACGAGCAGAACAGGUCUACCUCCGACUCCGGCUUCUAUACGAACAUUCUGCCGAUACCGUCGAACAUGGUGCCUUUGGGAAAUUCCUAUCAGGAACAUAUACUGCCAAACACUUCCCCAGUGGACGGCGUACCGAACAGUUUGCAGCACUCCGCGAAGGGUGCUCGAUUCUUACGCAAUGCAUCGUCCUCCCGCGACAGUUACAAUCGGAGACCUAGGAGUAACCGGAUGACCGGUAAUUACGCGUCGGAAGGGGAUAUUCAGUCCAGCAUAGUGGUGAACUCGAAUCUACACCCCACAGCCAGUGAAUUUGUGCCAAAUUGCGAUGCAAAAUUUAGGAAGGACAAGUUUAACAAGAGUGACACUUUUAACAAUGCAGGUGGAAGUAACUUCAGUGUGCAGGGUUGUAGGCCAAAAUCAGUCGAGGUGUCUUUGCCAGAUAACAGAUAUAACAAGGGUGAAAGACGCUAUGACAAUAAGAGGAAUAUGUAUUAUAAGCAAAGGAGCCCAGAGGAUGCACCGUCUAUAAGAUCCGAUUAUAAGGAUGCCUAUAGAACGUAUGGUGCAAAGAGUUACAACAAGUUUCAGAAUGACAAAUAUUAUAAAAAAAAUAUUAAAAGACGUCAAACUGACGUGUCAUCCGGCAUGGAACAGCACGUUGUCAAAAAACCUAUCGCAACUGACUCUACCAGCUCGUCCAUGUCCAGCAGUCUGGUGGAUAAGAUCUCGGUUGAAGGGAUUCUGGAGGACGACUUCUUGAACAUUAACGCGACUAAGGAGGAGACGCUAUCACACGAAAACAAUGACUCGGAAAGCACGUCGUCGAGAAGCGACAUGCAACGGAACGACAAAUCCAAGCGAUUCAGCAACCACGCCAAUACCUUCAACUAUCACAAAUACAAUCCGGACAGGCCCGAACUCGUUGGUAGAAUUACGAGAAGAUACACGGGUAACAGCAGAAGCGAAAGAUACGAGAGCAAUUACAAAGGAAAAAAGAAUAGCUUCAAUAACCAGGCUGGUUCUAGAGGUAACGGUUACGGCAAGAGAAGUGGAAAUGAGAAAUUGGACGAUAGAGACAAUAAAGACGGUAACAAUGAGGAGAUGACGAAUCACAAGGAGAAGAAAGUGGAGAAUUGGAGGGAUAGAACAGAAAGUAACGGGACAACGGCGCAUACGCAGAGGAGAAAUCUGCAAAAGAAAUACGAGAUCGAUGACGACGCGAGUCAGAGAGAGAGAUUGACGGAACAGCUGAACAGAGGAGCACUGGAAUGUCUCGUUUGUUACGAGCAUAUCAAGCAAAGCGACUAUGUGUGGUCCUGCGCUAACUGUUAUCACGUCUUACAUCUGAAAUGUAUCAAAAAAUGGGCCAAGUCGUCGCAGAUCGAUAAAGGUUGGAGAUGCCCGGCUUGCCAAAACGUCAGUUCCGUCGUACCGAUGGAUUACUAUUGCUUCUGCGGGAAAAUGAAGAUGCCGGAAUGGAAUCGUCGGGACGUGGCGCAUUCGUGCGGCGAAACCUGCGGUCGUAAUCUAUCGAAGAAGAGCUGCGUGCACAAAUGCACUCUGCUCUGCCAUCCCGGCUCUUGCCCGCAGUGUGUAUCGAUGGUGACCAAGUAUUGCGGUUGCGGCAGAACCUCGCAGACGCUCCAAUGUAGCGCUCACAAACCGCUACUCUGCGACUCAAUAUGCGGCAAAGAUCUACCGUGUGGCAAGCACGUCUGCGAGAGACAAUGCCACCAAGGGGAGUGCGGCACUUGCGACAAGACUGUGCAGCAAACAUGUUUCUGUGGCAAGAAGACUCAGGAAGUGCCUUGCCGAGCCAAUGUUCCGGAUACGUAUUCCUGUGAUAAUAUCUGUAACAAAAAGCUCGACUGCGGUAAACACAACUGUCGGAAGAUCUGUCAUCCGGAUUCUUGCGAGUCUUGUUCCUUGACGCCCGAUAGAGUUACAACCUGUUGUUGCGGUCAGACGCCAUUAACGGAGAAGAGAGAGAGUUGUCUAGACCCCGUGCCGACUUGCGACAAGAUCUGCUCGAAGCGUCUUAAGUGUGGCCAGCCGAGUAAUCCGCACACCUGCAAGGCAUCGUGUCACACGGGCGAAUGCCCAGAAUGCGACUUGAGCAGUGAUGUCAAGUGUCGAUGCGGUAACAUGGACCGGGAGAUCGCUUGCCGAGAUUUGACGAGCAAGGCCGAUGACGCACGUUGCGAGAAGCGCUGCAAGAAGAAGAGAUCUUGCGGCAAGCACAACUGCAAUCAGCUAUGUUGCAUCGAUAUCGAGCAUAUCUGUCCUUUACCGUGCUCGAAGACUCUGAGCUGCGGUCGACACAAGUGUGAACAGAGAUGUCACAUGGGAAGAUGCAUGCCUUGUUGGCAAAGCAGCUUCGACGAGCUAUAUUGCGAGUGUGGUGCUGAGGUGAUCUAUCCGCCGGUUCCGUGCGGCACAAGGAGACCCGCCUGCAACCGGCCAUGCUCUCGUCAGCAUGCCUGCGGUCACGAAGUGCUGCACAACUGCCACAGCGAGCCUACGUGCCCGCCGUGCAGCGUACUAACUCAGAGAUGGUGUCAUGGCAAGCAUGAGCUGAGGAAGGCAGUAGCGUGCCACGUGAGCGAGAUCUCGUGCGGUCUGCCGUGUAAUAAACCGUUGUCGUGCGGCCGGCACAAAUGCAUUACAAUGUGCCACUCUGGGUCCUGCGAGAAACCCGGUCAGCAGUGUAUACAACCUUGUGUCAUCACGCGAGAAUUAUGCGGGCAUAUUUGCGCUGCUCCGUGUCACGAUGGCAAGUGCCCGGAUACGGCCUGUAAAGAGAUGGUUAAAGUGACAUGCCAGUGUGGACAUAGAACCAUGAGCCGUACUUGUGUCGACAAUGCGCGGGAGUAUCAGAGAAUAGCUAGCAACAUAUUGGCCAGUAAGAUGGCCGACAUGCAGCUUGGUCAUUCCGUCAAUCUAGAGGAAGUCUUCGGACAAGGCGCGAAGAAGCAGAAUCAGUUGAAGACUUUGGAAUGUAACGAUGAGUGCAAAACGAUUGAGCGAAAUCGAAGAUUAGCUUUGGGACUUCAGAUCGUCAAUCCGGACUUGAGCGGCAAGCUGAUGCCGAGAUACAGUGAUUAUAUGAAACAGUGGGCCAAGAAGGACCCGCAUUUCUGCCAGAUAGUCCACGAAAAGCUCACGGAAUUGGUGCAGCUUGCGAAAACGUCGAAGCAUAAGUCCCGGAGUUAUUCGUUCGACAGCAUGAACAGAGACAAGCGCCACUUUGUGCACGAGUCAUGCGACCACUUCGGCUGCGAGAGUCAGGCGUACGAUGAGGAGCCGAAGAGAAACGUAGUCGCGACUGCCGUAAAAGAUAAGUGUUGGCUACCAAGUUAUAGUUUAUUGGAGAUAGUGCAGAGGGAGAAUGGGCAGAGGAAAGUUCCAGGACCGGUACUUAAUACUUCUAGGGGAAACAGCUCUACAAAGACUGUCCUACCGGUGAAGAGUCCACAGUUGUCAACUUCUAAAAUCCCUGAUAAAGAAAUAGACUAUUUUGAUUAUCGAGGAUAAAUCAACAAAUCGUCAUUAGCAUAUAAGACGCAGCUGUAUAACGUGAAAGUUGUAUGAUGUGUAUGAUAUUAUAAACAAUACAUAUAUGAACAUUUGGUUUCAAUGCUUUUGGAACGUUUCAAUGCAGUUUGGAACAUAAGUGAUGAUCUCUAAAGAGAGAAAGCUGGAAAUCAAUUAAAAACAAAUUCUCUCAUUAGACUAUCGGCUGCGUCCCAAAUCGUAUCGAGAAACAAGUAUCCAGAUUGUUUUUAAACCAAAUGUACAACUGUAAUUAUAUAAUUAAUAUUAUGUGACUUUAUAAGUCAGAAGUAUAAAAUAAAAUAUAAAAUAACGUAUCACACAUAUUAUUAUCAAUUAUUUUUGACUUGUUUUGCAAGUAUAUAAGUUUUGAUUAAAACAAGCUCAUAAAAUUUGUCAUAUAAGAAUUUAAGAGUAACAAGAUGUGACGCUUUUGUUGCAUCAGCAAAAAAUUAUAACAAAUUGAGAAUUAUAUUAUCAGAACAAUGUCAUUUCAAUAAUGGUUUAAGAUAUAUUCUUGUUAAAAUACUCUCUGAAAUGGUAUGCUCAAAAAAAUGUAAUAAUAUAAAAAGCACAGUCUCUUCAAUAUAUUUCUUGUUGCCAAAAG